AUCACCAAGAUGACAUAUUUCGGUGACAUCCGUGUAGCUUUGCUGAGCUUAGCGGAUCAAAUAGAAACAGGCAAUCUGUCAGCACACACUAUUUUGAGACGUUUGCAUGACAUUUUUGAAAUGAUCGGUUUGGUAUACGCGGCAGAAGAGCACGCUAACAUCCACGACUCUGAUUUUGCUCAUUUAAGAGCAAUUGAGCACCAAGUUCGAUUGGACUACACCACAGAGGAACUGUCUAAACACGCCGGUCGUCCAUGUCUUGAAGUUCCACUUGAAGCUCUCCGGACUCUCGUCCUCUGUGGUAUGACCACCAAGGCUAUUGCUAACAUGUUAGCCGUGUCUGAAAGCACUGUUCGAAGGAGAAUGCUGGAAGAAGGAUUGAACGCCUUUGGAGGGAUGUGUAUGAAAAUGUCCUCGAUCUUUUCUACACCAUCUUUACUCAGCUGGAGAUUCAGGGACUGCUCAAUCCUGGUGACGAAAUUGACAUCUAUGCACUGCACAGAUGCUUUCUUCAUCACAUUCAGCAGCAUCUUCACACUUUCAAAGAAGCCUGGAACCAUCAUGGACUGAGGACAACAAACAACCGUUCACCCCUGCAGCUCUGGUUGCAGCACAGACGAGAGGGCCAAGACAUUUCAGAGGUGAAUGAGGACAAAGGCGUGGACUGGACAGGACCACAUAAUCACCCUCCAUUAACUGAAGUCAUCGUUCCUGAGAUCCAGCUACCACGUACAUUGAAUGAACGAGAACUUUCAGCAUUGCCAAAUACCAAUGUUCCUCUGGGCCAGUCUUACUUUGAAACUAUUCAUGCACUCAGAAUGAUGUUUUAAAAAUGCUUCAUUUAUAGAAGA
This is a messenger RNA of Oryzias melastigma (Indian medaka), 851 nucleotides long. RefSeq lists its product as uncharacterized. The record is from RefSeq and is a predicted model, not a curated record. Lineage: Eukaryota; Metazoa; Chordata; Actinopteri; Beloniformes; Adrianichthyidae. Gene Ontology annotation, biological process: DNA integration. Gene Ontology annotation, molecular function: nucleic acid binding.